AUGACUGGUGUGAUCAAAGACUUUUUUCCAGCACAGAGUUCUUACCACCUAGCUGCGCCCUUCUUGUCUCUUCGAUCUACACUGACAUCGGUACACCUCACUACAACCGAUGCACUGGGAGACAAUGAAGGCGACGCUAUAGUUUUCCAAACGGGUAUGGUCGGAUAUGUCGAAUCGUUGACGGAUCCAAGUUAUGCUCAACAACUCCUCACGUUAACGUAUCCGAUGAUUGGCAACUACGGGGUGCCCAGCCAUGAACAUAUCGAUAAACAUGGACUACCUCUGCACUUCGAAAGUGACAGAAUCUGGCCAGCAGCUCUUAUCGUAGACAGGAUAUGUGCUGAAAAUGAGCAUAGUCAUUGGGAAGCGGUGGAAUCGCUGAGCAGCUGGCUGAGAUCAGCUGGAGUACCGGGUUUGGCUGGUAUUGAUAUUCGGAUGCUGACCAAGAAAAUUAGAGAGCAAGGAACGAUGAAGGCUAAGCUCAUAAUCGAGACCGAUGAUCCUUUCAAGUAUCAAUUUCGUGAUAUCUACGAACAAAAUCUGGUUUCAUUCGUUUCGAGAAAGAGUCCCGAAAUUUUUGGUGUCGGUGAUGUCACCAUUGUUGCUGUUGACUGUGGUAUGAAAAAUAAUCAAAUUCGAUGCUUGGUGGACCGUGGAGUACGAGUCAAAGUUGUACCAUGGGAUCAUCCUUUUGAAACAGAAGCGUUUGAUGGCCUCUUCAUUUCUAAUGGACCCGGUGAUCCAGAGAAAUGCUCUAUUCUGGUUGAUCGUCUCUCAGCUUUGUUGCAAACGACCAAUAAGCCCAUUUUUGGUAUCUGUCUGGGUCAUCAACUGCUAGCCCGAGCAGCUGGUGCGAAAACGUACAAGUUGAAGUACGGAAAUCGUGGCCAUAACCAACCAUGCACCCAUGCGGAUACCUGGAGAUGCUUCAUAACGUCGCAGAAUCACGGUUUUGCCGUAGAUGCUUCAUCGUUGCCACACGACUGGCGACCUCUGUUCACUAAUGAAAAUGAUACGACGAAUGAGGGUAUCGCGCAUAAACAAAAGCCCUGGUUUAGCGUACAGUUCCAUCCUGAACACACAGCUGGACCAACAGAUUGCGAGUUCCUUUUUGAUGUCUUCGUUGAUGCAGUAAACUCGGUGAAGAAGGAAAAGGAAUGCCUCGUCACUGAUAUGAUAACGGGUUCGAUCCGCUAUGGAUCUGAUUAUAUCGUGAAACAUCAGAGAAAGGUGUUGGUCUUGGGAUCCGGAGGUCUUACUAUAGGACAGGCUGGCGAGUUCGAUUACUCGGGAGCACAGGCUCUGAAAGCGCUGAAGGAGGAAGGCUUGAAGACUGUACUUAUCAAUCCAAAUGUCGCCACCGUACAGACUUCCAAGGGUUUUGCGGAUUUCACAUACUUCUUGCCUAUUACCAAGGAAUAUGUGGUCGAUGUGAUCAAAAAAGAACGACCUACAGGCAUUUUGUGCACAUUUGGAGGACAAACUGCUCUAAACUGUGCUAUCGAUCUAUAUAAAGACGGUGUUUUUGAGCAGUACAAUGUUCAGGUCCUUGGUACCCCUAUCCAGACGAUCAUGAAUACUGAAGAUCGUGAAAAAUUUAACGAAGAAGUCACGAGUAUAGGAGAGGAGGUGGCACCAAGUAGAGCUGCCACUACCCUUGAAGGAGCGAUUGAGGCUGCCGAAUUGCUUGGUUACCCUGUGCUGGUCAGAGCAGCAUUUGCUUUGGGUGGCCUCGGAUCAGGCUUUGCUGACAACCGUGCGGAGCUGGUAGCAAUUGCGCAACAAGCGCUGGCACACUCCGAUCAAGUUCUGGUUGAUAAAAGUCUGAAGGGAUGGAAAGAGAUCGAAUAUGAGGUCGUGCGUGACGCUUAUGACAACUGCGUUACGGUAUGUAACAUGGAGAAUGUGGAUCCGCUAGGCAUACAUACAGGAGAAUCAGUCGUGGUGGCUCCUUCACAAACCCUGUCUGAUAAAGAGUACAACAUGCUGCGAACCUGUGCCAUCAAAGUGAUUCGUCACCUGGGAAUCAUUGGAGAAUGCAAUAUACAGUACGCACUGGAUCCUUCAUCGCAUACUUACUAUAUCAUCGAAGUGAAUGCGAGGUUAUCGAGAUCAUCAGCGUUAGCCUCUAAAGCCACUGGAUAUCCGCUAGCGUAUGUGGCUGCAAAGUUGGCACUUGGUGCGAGAUUACCCAUGAUAAAGAAUAGUGUAACAGGAACGACUACAGCCUGUUUCGAACCCUCUCUCGACUAUUGUGUGGUGAAGAUUCCCCGCUGGGACUUGGGAAAGUUUGCAAGAGUGAGCCAACAGAUUGGCAGCUCGAUGAAGUCAGUUGGAGAAGUAAUGGGGAUCGGGCGUUCUUUUGAAGAGGCAUUCCAGAAAGCUCUCAGAAUGGUUAGCGAUCAUGCCGAUGGUUUUUCACCGUAUACGUUCCCAAGGCAACCCACGGAUGAGGAUCUCGAGAAACCUACGGAUAAGCGGAUGUUUGCAUUGGCCAGAGGAAUGUAUCAUGGCGACUUUGAUGUUGAAAAGGCUUAUAAGCUCACACACAUUGAUCGUUGGUUCCUGUAUAGAAUGAACAAUAUAGUUGAGAUUUACCAUAAAUUGGAAAAGGAAACGCUGUGCACUCUAUCAGCGCAAUUAUUACUUGAGGCCAAACAAGCUGGUUUUUCAGAUAGGCAGAUUGCGAAGAAAGUUGGCAGCACGGAGUACAUGGUACGUGAGCGUCGUCUACGCCUCAAGGUGACUCCAUGCGUGAAACAGAUUGAUACGGUAGCUGGAGAGUGGCCAGCACAGACUAAUUAUCUGUAUGUCACCUACAACGGCGUUGAGAAUGAUGUGGAAUUCAAUAUGAAAAAUGCUGUCAUCGUACUUGGUUCGGGAGUUUACCGUAUUGGAUCAUCUGUUGAAUUUGAUGCGUCUUGUGUUGGAUGUGUCAGAGAGCUGAAAGCUUUGGGAUACCAAACGAUUACCGUAAACUGCAACCCUGAGACCGUCUCGACAGACUACGACAUGUGUGAUCGCUUAUACUUCGAGGAGAUCUCAUUCGAAACAGUAAUCGAUAUCUAUCAUAUGGAGAGACCGAAAGGCGUUAUCUUGGCAUUCGGUGGUCAAGCUCCUAAUAACAUCGCGAUGAGCUUGAGCAAGGCGCAGGUCAACAUCUUUGGAACAUCUCCCAAUGACAUUGAUAGUGCUGAAGACCGCUUCAAAUUCAGCCGCAAACUAGAGAGCCUUCAAAUCACUCAACCCUUAUGGAAGAAGAGUGAUAAUAUUGAAGAUGCAAAGCUCUUCUGCGCUAAAGUCGGCUAUCCUUGCCUUAUUCGGCCAUCAUACGUUUUAUCCGGCGCUGCUAUGAAUGUGGCUCACAACGAAGACGAUCUAGCUGCAUUUUUGAAACAAGCUGCUGUGAUCGCAAAAGAGCAUCCUGUCGUGGUUUCGAAAUUUAUCAAUGAAGCCAAAGAGAUUGAUGUUGAUGCAGUGGCCAAAGAUGGCGAAGUGUUGGUGAUGGCUGUAUGUGAGCAUGUAGAGAAUGCUGGAACUCAUUCAGGAGAUGCCACACUUGUCACGCCUCCUCAGGAUUUGAAUCAAGUGACUCUGGACAGAAUCAAAGAUAUUACAUACCGUAUAGCAAUUGCGUUCAAUGUCAAUGGUCCCUUCAACAUGCAGCUCAUCGCUAAGGAUAAUGAGCUCAAAGUCAUCGAAUGCAAUCUACGAGUGUCACGUUCAUUCCCAUUUGUUUCGAAAACUCUCGACUUUGACUUUGUGGCAUUAGCUACACGAGCCAUGAUGUGCGUAGACAAUCCAGCUAUCGGCAGCUCGCUGAAGAAGCACGCGUUGUUACGAGGCAAAGGGCGAGUCGGUGUGAAGGCGCCACAGUUCUCCUUUUCUCGUCUUGCCGGUGCUGACGUGAUGUUAGGAGUGGAGAUGGCCUCGACUGGAGAGGUGGGAUGCUUCGGAAGUAAUCGUCAGGAAGCUUAUCUCAAAGCCCUACUGUCUACUGGUUUCACCGUGCCAAAGAGAAACAUAUUUUUAUCAAUAGGUGGAUAUCACGCCAAGUCUGAGAUGCUAAGAAGCGUUCAAAUUCUGCAGAAGCUAGGAUUUGACCUCUUUGGGUCUAAGGGGACAGCUGAUUACUUUCAGUCUAACGAUAUCAACAUAAAAGCUGUUGAUUGGCCAUUUGAAGAAGGAUCAAGUGAUGAGAAAACAGGAGCGGGAACAAGAUCGGUGGCUGAAUUCUUAGAUAACAAAGAGUUUCACCUAGUGAUCAACCUACCUAUUCGUGGAUCUGGUGCUUACCGUGUGUCAGCGUAUAGAACACAUGGUUACAAAACCAGAAGAAUGGCGAUAGAUAAUGGAAUACCUCUAAUUACCGAUAUCAAGUGUGCAAAGUUGUUCAUCGAAGCCCUGAGAACAGUUGGCCCGCUCCCUUCAGUGAAUUCACAGAUCGACUGUAUAGCCAGCAGAAGUUUGAAACGGUUGCCUGGGCUUGUCGACAUCCAUGUGCAUGUCAGAGAACCUGGAGCAACACAUAAGGAAGACUGGACUACAUGCACGAGAGCAGCUUUAGCUGGAGGAAUAACUCAAAUACUGGCCAUGCCCAACACGAAUCCUCCUCUUACCGAUUUGGAGACUUACCAAAUGACAGAGAAGCUAGCAGCAAAGCAAGCGGUCGUUGAUUAUGCGCUUUACGUUGGCGCCACCCCUCGGAAUGUUCGCGUAGCUGCGGAUAUGGCUAGUAUGGUAGCCGGUCUAAAGUUAUUCCUAAAUCAGACGUUCUCCACUCUGCAAAUGGAUUCUGUAUCAGACUGGGUCAAGCACUUCGAGUCAUUUCCAAGCUCCAGACCAAUUGUCUGUCAUGCCGAGAAACAAACUUUGGCAGCGGUGCUUUGUGUAGCUCAGAUGGCUGGACGCGCAGUGCAUAUCUGCCAUGUGUCGAAUGCUGAAGAGAUACAGCUGGUGAGAAAUGCGAAGAAAAAGGGUUGGCCAGUGACUUGUGAGGUUUGUCCACAUCAUUUGUUUCUAACCAGUGAGGAUCUACCUGAAGGCCUUAAAGAGGUUCGUCCGCGGUUAGCCACUGCUGCUGAUAGAAAGGCUUUGUGGGAUAACCUUGACUAUAUCGACUGUUUUGCCACUGAUCAUGCACCACACACCUGGGCAGAGAAAAGUGAGUCCGACAAGGUGCCACCCGGUUUCCCCGGUGUUGAGUUCUUGCUACCGCUGAUGUUAACCGCAGUCUCGCAGGGAAAGCUUACUUUGAGACAGCUUGUGGAUCGUCUUCACAACAACCCCAAGAAAAUCUUUGGUUUACCUGAUCAGGAAGAGACUUAUAUCGAGGUGGACAUGGAUGAAGAGUGGUUAAUUCCUGAUCAUGGAGGCCACAGCAAAUGUGGAUGGACGCCAUAUGCUGGCAUGAGAGUUCGUGGAAAAGUGCAGAAAGUGGUCAUAAGAGGCGAAGUGGCAUUUGUUGAUGGAGAGAUUAUUGUUGAGCCUGGGUUUGGUAAGAACAUGAGAAUCUUACAAGCUUCACCACUCCAAAAACUUGGAAAAGCUGGUUCUAGCAAUGAACUGGAUCUGGACACAAGUAUAAUGGGAGAGUUACAUGUAUCCACUGAAGAUACAAAGCCGGAUAGAAGCAUGAGCAGUGAUAGCACGCCAUCACCAGUGCCCAUGCUUUCUACCACCCCGGGGGCAGUAUCCCUUACGGGAAGCCAUUUGCUAAGUGUGCAUGAUUUGAGCAAAGCAACGAUUAAUCGCAUCUUUGACGUUGCGGAUCGUUUCCGAAGUGAUGUUGAGCGACGACAUUCGCUUACUCAUGUGCUAGAGGGUUAUGUGAUGGCUUCCAUGUUCUAUGAGGUAUCAACCAGGACUGCAAGUUCAUUCUCAGCUGCUAUGCAACGAUUAGGUGGAGCUGUAGUGCAUAUGGACAGUCACACGUCUUCAGUACAGAAGGGAGAAACUCUUGAAGAUUCUGUGACCAUAAUGUCGAACUAUGCCGAUAUCGUUGUACUGAGGCAUAACGAGACUGGCGCAGCUGCCAGAGCUGCCGCCAUCUCUUCCAAGCCAGUAAUCAACGCUGGAGAUGGAUCUGGAGAGCAUCCGACACAGGCUCUUCUGGAUGUGUACACAAUCCGACAAGAGAUCGGAACGUUGAAUGGAGUUACGAUAGCCAUGGUUGGAGAUUUGAAGAACGGUCGGACAGUGCAUUCCUUAGCGAAACUGCUAUGCGUCUACAAGGACAUCACUCUCCAUUAUGUCAGUCCCGUGCCAGAACUCAGAAUGCCAGAGUCAGUAAUUGACUAUGUUGAAAGGAAAGCUGGAUUCACUCAGAAAAUCUUCACCUCCUUACCUGAAGGCAUACAGAAUGUCGAUGUGAUCUAUGUGACAAGGAUACAAAAAGAACGGUUUGAGAGAGAGGAGGACUACAACAGAGUGAAAGGAAGUUAUAUACUGACGGCGAAACUGUUGAAUGCCGCAGCGCGACCGCAAGAGUUUGGUGGCAAUAUUCUAGGACCCAGCCGAAACUUGCCCAUAGUCCUACAUCCGCUUCCACGAGUUGAUGAGAUUAGCACCGAACUUGAUCGUGACGAUCGUGCUGCAUACUUCCGUCAAGCUAAAAACGGAAUGUUUGUUCGGAUGGCGAUCAUAGCCAUGUUGUUGGGAAAGGCGCCAUUUUGAGCCUGUCUUUGAGUUGUUUUUUUGUUCAUUUUUGCCGUUUUUUUAUUAUACUCGCAGAAUUUUUGAAAAAUAACAAAUAAUCUCAGAAUGUGCAUUAUGCCACUAAUUUCUGCCAUUUCUCUACUAAUUUGUUUGUAACUUUCAGUUGUUUUGUCAAGUUUGUUCUUUCACCCGUUGAUCAAGUUGUUCAAGUUGUUAAUUGUUAUCAUACAGUCUUGUAUAGUAUAAAUUGUUUCACUAA
This is a messenger RNA of Cylicocyclus nassatus, 6916 nucleotides long. The record is from the annotation of a GenBank genome assembly. NCBI's taxonomy places the organism in Eukaryota, Metazoa, Nematoda, Chromadorea, Rhabditida, Strongylidae.